Schizophyllum commune H4-8 is the source of this 1356-nucleotide messenger RNA. Its product is annotated as gamma-glutamyl phosphate reductase. The coding region runs from base 1 to 1356 and encodes 451 amino acids. Lineage: Eukaryota; Fungi; Basidiomycota; Agaricomycetes; Agaricales; Schizophyllaceae. The record is from RefSeq and is a predicted model, not a curated record. Gene Ontology annotation, molecular function: NADP binding; glutamate-5-semialdehyde dehydrogenase (NADP+) activity. The transcript is spliced from 4 exons.
AUGACCUCCUCCGCAGAAACCAUAGCAAAAGAUGCCAAGGCAGCCUUCUCUGCCUCGCAGAUGCUGCCUACCAGCGAGCGCAUUCUGGCUUUGGACGCUAUCAAGGUCGAGCUUGAGGCUAGGAAGGAAAGCAUCCUGACGGCUAAUCAAGAGGAUUUAAAGGCUGCUCAGGCUGAAGUUGACGCAGGGCGCAUGUCCGACGCCCUCCUCAAGCGCCUCGACCUGGGCAAAGGCGAUAAAUGGGACUCCAUGCUCCAGGGUAUAUCGGAUGUUGCUUCGCUUCCGGAUCCGACUGGCAAUGUCUCAUAUGCUCGCGAACUCGAUGACGGAUUGGAUCUCUACCGCGUAUCGUGCCCUAUCGGCGUUCUGCUCGUCAUCUUUGAGGCACGGCCAGAAGUGGUAGUCAAUAUCGCCGCAUUAGCCAUAAAAUCAGGAAACGCUGCUAUCCUGAAGGGUGGCAAGGAGUCCAACAGGACCGCCGAGUUGCUCGCGCAAGCCAUCUCUGCCGGUCUCGCCAAAACACAACUACCGGCGACGUACAUCCAGACCAUACAGACGCGGGCGGAAGUGUCUUCCUUGCUCGCUCUGGAUACCUACAUCGACCUGGUCAUUCCGCGCGGUAGCAACGCGCUGGUGCGCAACAUCCAGAACAACACUCGCAUCCCCGUCAUGGGUCACGCGGAUGGCAUCUGCUCCGCGUUCCUCGACGAAUCGGCGGACCCCGAAAAGGCGGUCAAGGUCGUCUUGGACUCCAAGACAAACUACCCCGCCGCCUGCAACGCCCUCGAGACGCUCAUCGUCCACGAAUCCCUCCUACCAACCCUCUGGCCCGUGGUCGCCCACGCCCUCCUCGCCGCCAACGUCCACCUCCAAUGCGAUCCCUUGACCCUCGCCGCCCUCACUUCCCUCCGCUCCCCGCCCCCCAACCUCGCCACACACGUCACCCCCGCCACCCCCGCCUCCUUCACCACCGAGCACCUCGCGCUCACGCUCUCCGUGCUCGCGCUCCCCUCCCUCCCCGCCGCCAUCGCGCACAUCAACGCGCACGGGUCGCACCACACGGACGUGAUCGUGACCGAGGACCAGGAAUCGGCGCGCGCAUUCUGCCGGGGCGUGGACAGCGCGGGCGUGUUCGUGAACGCGAGCUCGCGGUUCGCGGACGGGUUUCGGUAUGGGUUCGGGACGGAGGUCGGGAUCAGCACGGGGAAGAUGCACGCGAGGGGCCCGGUCGGGCUGGAAGGGCUCGUAACGUACAAGUACGUGCUGAAGGGGAAGGGAGAUGUAGUCGGCGACUAUGGCGCGGGGAAGAAGGCGUUCACGCACAAAAAGAUUGAGGGCGCGACUGCGCCUUACUGA